GAGAGCGCCGAAGAAAGAGGGGUUCUUUUAUUUUUUUCCGAAGGCAAAAUCAAAAAAUAGCAAAUUAUUGAGUGUGUGUGAGAGAGUCUGUGUUUGUUACUCUUAAAGCUUUUUAAUCCCAUAAUAUUUAAUUUCAAAUAUCCGUUACCAAAGCGAGGCUCCCGCCACGGCCGUGCCAUGGCUCAGCUGGAGAGGCAGACCCAGCAGCCUACCCUGGAGCCCUCGACGGUCCACGACGCCAAGUCUCUGAUCUGCGCUCUCAACCUAGUCUCCCGCAACCUCCCCCUCCCUCCCGACCUCCACGACGCCGUUUCCUCCAUCUGCUUCUCCCCCGAAGAUUCAGCCAUCAAUGCCUCCUCGACCGGUGCCGAUGCCGGUGCCGGCGGCGGCGGCUCGGGUCUGAAGGUGGUUCCCGAGAAGAGUCUGGGAGAUCAUGGCAGUUACAGAGGAGAUCUGUUGGCCGAGUUUGAGGAUGCGCUAUUGGAGCAGCGCCUGAAUUGUGUGUCGGGUGUUGGAUUGAAAGUAUCAAGGGAAAGUCGUUUUCAGAGUCACAUUCAGCAUCGAUUGGCUGAGCUUGAAGAAUUGCCUUCAAAUAGAGGCGAGGACCUGCAGACAAAGUGCUUGCUUGAACUCUAUGGGCUAAAGCAGCUGGCAGAGUUGCAAAGCAAGGUUCGGUCUAAUGUGAGUUCAGAGUACUGGCUCCGUGUAAAUUGUGCAGAACCUGACAAGCAAUUAUUUGACUGGGGCAUGAUGCGACUGCGUCGUCCACUUUAUGGUGUGGGAGAUGCUUUUGCCAUGGAUGCCGAUGACCAGUUCAGGAAGAAACGGGAUGCUGAGAGAUUGUCAAGGUUAGAAGAGGAGGAGAAAAAUCAAAUGGAAACUAGAAAAAGAAAAUUUUUUGCUGAAAUACUCAAUGCAGUCCGUGAAUUCCAAUUGCAAAUUCAAGCAUCUAUGAAACGCCGGAAACAAAGGAAUGAUGGGGUCCAGGCUUGGCAUGGAAGGCAAAGGCAACGUGCUACACGGUUAGAGAAAUUGAGGUUUCAAGCCUUGAAGGCUGAUGAUCAAGAAGCAUACAUGAGAAUGGUGAAAGAGAGCAAGAAUGAACGAUUGACAAUGCUUCUGGAAGAAACAAAUAAACUUCUUGCAAAUUUGGGAGCUGCUGUUCAGCGUCAGAAAGAUGCCAAAGAUUCAGAUGGGAUAGAGGCCUUGAAAGACUCAGAAACUGAUUCUCCUGAAUUGGAUGCUUCAAAGAAUGGAACUCCUCAGGAUUUGCUUCCUGAGGAAGAGAUGGACAUCUUUGAUCCUAAUCGUAGCGUUGAAACUAGUGAUUUACUUGAAGGUCAGCGGCAAUAUAACUCAGCCAUCCAUGCAAUUCAGGAAAAGGUAACGGAGCAGCCACCCAUGCUUCAAGGUGGAGAAUUAAGACCGUACCAGGUAGAGGGGCUUCAGUGGAUGCUUUCCUUGUUCAAUAACAACUUGAAUGGAAUUUUAGCUGAUGAGAUGGGGUUGGGAAAGACAAUACAAACCAUUUCGUUAAUAGCAUAUCUCAUGGAGUACAAGGGUGUGACUGGGCCCCACUUGAUAGUGGCUCCAAAGGCUGUAUUACCAAAUUGGAUUUAUGAAUUCUCAAUGUGGGCUCCUAGUAUUGCAGCUGUUCUUUAUGAUGGACGUCUAGAUGAGAGAAAGAUAAUGCGGGAAGAUUUAUUAGGGGAGGGGAAAUUUAAUGUGUUGAUCACACACUACGAUCUUAUCAUGAGAGAUAAGGCAUUUUUGAAGAAAAUUCACUGGUACUACAUGAUUGUUGAUGAAGGGCAUCGGUUGAAGAAUCAUGAGAGUGUUCUUGCACGGACUCUUGUCUCAGGCUAUCAGAUACGACGGAGGCUUCUGUUAACUGGUACCCCUAUACAGAAUAGUUUGCAGGAAUUGUGGGCCCUGCUUAAUUUUCUUCUGCCACACAUUUUCAAUUCAGUUCAGAAUUUCGAGGAGUGGUUUAAUGCACCCUUUGCAGAUAAGGGUGAUGUUUCUCUGUCAGAUGAGGAAGAGCUACUGAUCAUUCGUCGUCUGCAUCAGGUUAUAAGGCCAUUCAUAUUGAGGAGGAAAAAAGAUGAGGUGGAGAAAUUCCUUCCUGGGAAAUCACAGGUCAUUUUGAAAUGUGAUACAUCAGCUUGGCAGAAACUAUAUUAUCAACAAAUUACAGAUGUGGGAAGAGUUGGGCUGGAUAAUGGUACCGGGAAAUCAAAGGGUCUACAGAAUCUAACAAUGCAGCUCAGAAAAUGUUGUAACCACCCAUACCUUUUUGUUGCGGCAAAUUAUAAUAUGUGGCACAAGGAGGAAAUAGUAAGAGCAUCUGGGAAAUUUGAACUUCUUGAUCGUUUACUGCCAAAACUCCACAGAGGCGGGCAUAGAGUUCUGCUUUUCUCACAAAUGACUCGUCUCCUUGACAUUGUUGAAAUUUAUCUGCAACUUCACGAUUAUAGUUAUCUUAGACUGGAUGGUAACACCAAAACUGAGUAUAGAGGGUCUCUAGUAGACCAAUUCAAUGCCCCAGACUCUCCUUACUUCAUGUUUCUCUUGAGCACUCGUGCUGGAGGUCUUGGUUUGAACUUACAAACGGCAGAUACUGUAAUACUUUUUGACAUUGACUGGAACCCUCAAAAUGAUCAACAGGCAGAAGAUCGGGCCCAUCGUAUAGGACAGAAAAAGGAAGUUAGGGUAUUUGUGUUGAUUACUGUUGGAUCAGUUGAAGAGGCUAUCUUGGAGCGUGCAAAACAGAAGAUGGGCAUUGAUGAAAAGGUCAUCCAGGCAGGACUUUUCAAUACAACUUCUACAGCUCAGGACAGCAGGCAGAUGUUAGAGGAGAUCAUGCGUAGAGGUACAAGUUCACUUGGGACAGAUGUUCCGAGUGAGAGAGAAAUCAACCGCCUUGCUGCCCGUUCUGAUGAGGAAUUCUGGCUGUUUGAGAAAAUGGAUGAGGAGAGAAGACAGAAGGAGAAAUACCGAUGUCGUCUUAUGGAAGAACAUGAAGUACCUGAGUGGGCAUAUUCUGCUCCUGAAAUCAAGGAAGAUGAGACAGGUUUUGAUAAUGGCAGUAUCACUGGAAAGCGGAAAAGAAAGGAGGUGGUUUAUGCUGAUACUCUAAGUGAUGUACAGUGGAUGAAGGCUGUGGAAACUGGAGAAGACAUGUCAAGGCUUUCCGGUAAAAGAAAGAGAAGGGAUCAUCUUGCAUCCGAGGCAACUGCAUCAAUUAGAAAUAAUGCAGUUUCAGAGGAAAAGGUGUCAGAGUUGGCGAAUGAAAACAAGCCUAUGACAAGUGAGGGAACAAGUGAAGAUACCUCCCCAGCCCCGAAGGGACCCAAGUCUGUGGGGGAAAAUACUGAAAAACAGGAAUAUCAGGGUGUUGGAGGAAGUAACUGGGGUGGGCAAAUGUUUACAUGGAGUAGCACACAUAAGAAAAAGAGAUCAAGCUUUGUUGUCCAGAGCGCAUCAUCUGAUUCUAGAGGGCAGAAUUCCAAUGGAAGAGGAAAUGGAUGGGCUUGAUCAAAAGAUCAUUCUAAAGGAAUAUUGAGAUAUCCAGAUCAGUACAUGAGGGGAGGGAGUUUAAUUCUCCCAAGCUCGGGCUAUGACGGCGGGCUCAGUCACUCCGCAACUUGCAGUAAUUCUGGAGUUUUGAACAUGUCACAUAUCAGCAGCAACGCCAAGUUUUCCCAAUUAAUGGAAUCUACUUUUACUUUUAUUCCUCCAUGGUUCUUAAAACAUGGCCAACCCAGGAGAGACGUCUGAAUCGGUGUGCAGAUAGAUGUAGGAUAUUGGUAACGUAGAGGGCUUAGUUGCCGUUAGGGAGAUUAAAAAGACUUAAGAAAGGGCCUCCGUGCUUGUUGCAAAUCCAUUGAUUAGUUCUCCACUAUUUUGCGGUUGUGCCCAACAAAUGUCUUCAAUAUGUAUCUGAUAAAUGUAUAAUUAGAACGUACGUAUCUUCGAAAUCUUAAAUUGUAGCUUUUAUUUUUA
Molecule: messenger RNA, 4005 nt
Organism: Alnus glutinosa
Lineage: Eukaryota; Viridiplantae; Streptophyta; Magnoliopsida; Fagales; Betulaceae
Product: probable ATP-dependent DNA helicase CHR12
Exons: 12
Coding region: 178-3537 (1119 amino acids)
Biological process (GO): positive regulation of transcription by RNA polymerase II
Cellular component (GO): nucleus
Molecular function (GO): ATP-dependent chromatin remodeler activity; DNA binding; ATP binding
Source: RefSeq, a predicted model, not a curated record